Molecule: messenger RNA, 15491 nt
Organism: Dermacentor andersoni
Lineage: Eukaryota; Metazoa; Arthropoda; Arachnida; Ixodida; Ixodidae
Gene: cdc14
Product: cell division cycle protein 14
Biological process (GO): protein dephosphorylation
Source: RefSeq, a predicted model, not a curated record
GUGGCAUUCGUUCGAACCCGCUCACGGGCCCUUUGAAAAUUUCUCCCGAUGUCGGCGGCGGGUGGUGGAAAGAUGGCCGUGCGCUGAGGGGCUAGCCAGCUGAGCUGCAGCCAGCGACCACCACCGUCGGCGGGUGACAGGCCGCCCCAAAUUACUGGCUUCGCGUGGGCUGCGUCGCGCGGCCGCCGUGACGGGAGGGAAAAGAGAAAAUCGGCCGCGACCGCCGCCCCUUGGAGUUUCGGACCCGUGCCAGGGGUGAUGCGCUCCCGGGCAGCCGCCGUCAGCUGAGCGCAGCAGUACCAGUGCGACCCCGUCGUCGCCACCGCUGGGACGACGGCUAGCUCCCGAGCGCCAUGGAGGACAUCAAGAGUGACGCGGUACUCCACAUCGCCGAGAUCAUCACGGACCGGCUGUACUUUGCCACAGUGCGUAGCACAGUGAAACCAGUCUCGGGUGGCCAGAACCACUUCUUCAGCAUCGACGAUGAGCUGGUCUACGAGAGCUUCUACGCCGACUUUGGCCCUCUCAACCUGGCCAUGCUCUACCGCUACUGUGUCAAACUGCAGAAGAAGCUGAAGUCGUACGCCCUGGCCCAGAAGAAGAUCAUCCACUACACGACCAGUGACGGCAAGAAGCGGGUCAAUGCGGCCUUUCUGAUGGGCUCCUACUCCAUAAUCUUCCUAAAGCGGACUGCUGAGCAAGCUUACAAGUCUCUCUGUGCAGGCAUCAUCACGCCAUACAUUUCUUUCAGGGACGCGUCGUUUGGGCCUUGCACGUACAACCUGAGUUUGCUGAACUGUCUGCGGGCCGUCGAGAAGGCGGUUCUCCACAAAUUCCUCGACUUUGAGACAUUUGACCUGGAAGAGUACGAGUACUACGAGCGGGUGGAGAAUGGCGACCUCAACUGGAUCGUGCCCAACAAGUUCAUCGCCUUCUGCGGGCCCCACCCCAAGAGCAAAAUUGAAAACGGCCACCCGUUCCACUCGCCGGAGACCUACUUCCCGUACUUUCGCGAGCACAACGUCAGCACUGUGGUGCGGCUGAACAAGAAGAUAUACGACGCCCGCCGCUUUGCUGACCAGGGCUUUGACCACAAGGACCUGUUCUUCGUGGAUGGCUCAACGCCCAGCGAUGCCAUCAUGCGCGAAUUCAUCGAAAUCAGCGAGAACACCCCUGGUGCCAUCGCAGUCCAUUGCAAGGCUGGCCUUGGCCGCACGGGUACCCUGAUAGCGUGCUACAUCAUGAAGCACUACCGCUUCACAGCGGCCGAGGCCAUCGCCUGGAUCCGCAUCUGCCGGCCAGGCUCCAUUAUUGGCCACCAGCAGCAUUGGCUCGAAGAGAAGCAGCACUACCUGUGGCUACAGGGUGACCUGCACAGGUCGCAGCUGAGUGGCAGCCAGCAGCAGCAGCAGCACGCCAACAACCUCAACAACAACCAGGCCGCCCACGGCAACACGGGGACCACCACGGGCAGUGCGCGGCGCUCGCUCUCGCCGCACAACCGCAGUGUGUCCCCGCCGGCCACGGCGAGCAACAACCGGCGCGGGUCGCCCCGGCGCGCCAUGCCGUCGGACACCGAGGGCACGGUCAGCCACAUACUGGGCCGCUUCCACUUGACCGACAAGCGGACGCAGCAGCAGCAGCAGGUGGACCGGGCCAACAACAACACGAUGGCGGGCGACUCUGAGGAGGACCUGACGCAGGGCGACAAACUUAUGCGCAUCAAGGCGCAGCGGAGGCACCCGCGCUCCCUCACGGCUGGCACUCCGCUCGCUGGCGAAGAAGGCCGUCCACAGCGGCGAGCUUCCUCUCAGCCCCUGAAAAUAGGAGGCGGCGGGGGCACUCCCUUGUCGACCCCGGGGGGCCCCUUUACAUCAUCGGUGGGCUAUGCGUCCCCGGUCAAGUCCCUGCGCACGGGAAGCCGCACUCCCACUGCGGCUGUCAACACGACGGGGCGUCGCCGCUCCCCCACUUCGCCUCCUGCACGCAGUGUCUCGAGCCGCCAGGCGUCGGGCAGCAUGCCCAGGUGACGAGGGGGGCCGGCCCUCCGGAGGGCGGCAGCGGAGGCGCCCCCCGGCCCCCCUAGCAGGCGCUCCCCCCGGAAGAGGCCCAAAAGGUGCAACCCCUCCACCCCCAGCCACCGCUGACGAACCCCUCUGCGGCCUGCCGCUAGCACGGCACGCCCAUGCCUGUCUGCCCCUCCAGGAUAGAAUCGCCGGUUCUGUCACAUGCGGCGGGAUGAUAACCAGGCAGUGUCGCUGGCAGGUACUUUCCCCCGCUUGUAGACCUCCUCACCAGAGUAAAGUGUGCAACACUGCCUGGAGUUGGGAGGUGAUGGCGAGGCGUGCCUCUCUAAUGAUCCAGGCAAGAACCGUCAUUCCUGCGGCAGAAUGCGAUGGUGACCGGAGGUCAUGCAAACGAGCACCCUCGUACACAUACCCCAUCAACAUCGAGUGCAACGUUAGAGCAUGAUAGCAUACUGCCAGUUCCCUGCCACCACCUUUGUGCUAGCUGGCAUCUGGUACAGCCGGUACCAGUUCAUGUCAGCUCAUACCAGCUGUGCACCAGAGUACCAGCUGUGUACACCGGUGUACCUGGGUACACCCGUGAGCAAAGUUAUACGGACCACGGGAGCGCAUUGCAAAUUGAACCGACGCACUUUCUAGCGGUGUGCGGCGCCUACUGUUGAGAGUCGUGUCAGCGCAGCAGUGCGCAUGCACGUCCCAUCAUAUCUGCCAACGUGUCGUAUAGCUUUCCCUGGCGAGGCUACGGUGCUCGUCGACUUCGGUUUUUCUUUGCUCCGUCACAUCUGUGCCAUUGUUUUGCUGAGUGGCUGCAGCAGAGCUGGCUCGCAUGUCCACUGCGCAUUGGAUUUCUUUGAAUGUCGCACAGCUAAGAAGCUCCACUGACGCCUUUUGAUUACUCGCACAGAAUAGCUUGCUCCUUGCAGCGACGCUAUAUAAUCGGAAAUGCUUCCAACCUUUGCUGCCGUGAUAUCAAGAAAGUUGUUGCAAUCAAUGUAGUUUGUUGCCCAAAUGGACUGCGACUGAGUAUCAGUGGUGCCUGUAUGUAUCACUUAAAAGACUAACAAGAUAAAAAAGCCACCGUACAGCUAUUAUCUUCUGAAACUGUUCAACGAAGAUGAGUGCAUUUAAUGCGCGGGUAAGUCUCCCUAUACACCACUGCGGGAACAUUGCCACAGGCCAAAAUAUAAGAACAGGGCAGUAAUAUGCCGCAUGCUGCUAUAGAGUUUAAUUCACGUCUGCCACUAGAAAGUAGAUUACGUUCCGCAUUUGGCAAAGAAGACAACUUGAACAUUUGUUCGUCUCUUGAGUAUUCUUAGGGUAAGCUGACAUGCUAAUGUUGCUCUCAGAUAAUAUAUUGUCGAUACUCUGUCGCACUCCACGUCACGACAAGGUACACCGAUUGAAAACCUUGCUUUUGCACACAGGAGCAAAUAUUGGAAGCGUUUCCGAUACUAUAACGCCCCAAAACAAGCAAGACGUUAUGUGUGAUUUAUCAAAAGGCGCGAGGGAAGGCAGCAGGCUGCACGAUAACAACAGAAUCGUGACGCGCAGCGGUCACGCUAGCCAACUCUGCCGCACCAACUCAGUGAAACAGCGGCGAGGAUGUGACGGAGCAGAGCAAGCAGCACCCCUUUGACGUUUAGUUGACGAGCAGCGUAACCUUUCCAGGGAAAGCAAUAUCACACGCUGGCAGUUAUGGUGGGACAUGCAUGCUCACUGCCGCGUUGGCUUCAUUUUCGACUGCAGACGCUGCGCCGUCAGAAGGCACGUCAAUGCAGUGGUCCGUAUACUUUUGCUCAUGGGUGUACCAGCCGUGUAAUGUGCCCUAGACGUACAGAUAGACUGCUGGAAGAGGUGAUAAUGGUACCGGUAGUGGUAAAGCGGUAACUGUAUGACAACAUUCUGUUGCCUGUAGUUUGGAGAUGCUAGCAUGGCGUGCCUGCCUGCCCUACUGGGAAGGAAUUGCUGGCUCUGGGGCAAGCAAAAUGAUGAUGACGAUGACCAGACAGCGCCCUCGUGGGCUCUUCCUGUGCAUAUCUCACCAGAAUUGAGAGUGGCAUUGUUGACCAGAGUCGAGACACUGGUGCCGUGAUGCUGGUAGAUGUUUUGCGAGUCUCUGGACAAAAUUUUGUUUGUUCCAGAAACGAUUGCCACAAGCACUGCACGUGUAACUUUAACUUCAGUUGGACUCGAGAAAAAGGGAGUGGUGCAUUCUUUUGUAAUAGUGCUUGGAGGAGCUCGCUCUGCACCUCUUGCCCUCGUGCCAGUACUUUUAGUCAAGUUGCACCUGGAAGUACGUUUGGCAUUUUGUUCUAAAGCGUGCAGUCGUAACAUGCUGCAGCAGUUUUAAUUCUCACUAAGGGCACUUGCUGCUAAUUCAUUGGUUGGAAGCUUUGCCACACACUUUCAACCCUAUGGCUGGGUGCCCACAGCACAGAUUUCUUUUACUUUGGAGUGGGGCACCAAGUCUUGAAAUAGAGAGAAUGACGCCGUACCUGUGGGUUGUGGCAUGUACAGCCUAGUUCACCUGCAUUCAUUAACGUAUCAAUGUUUGAAGAGGUCCGGUUCAUUGGGUUUGGAGUUUAACACAUGCACUUGCUCUUUUAUGGGUUUCUUUACAUUGCCUUGAGUUGAUUUGCGCAAAACUGCAGCACCAGAUCCAAGCCAUUUUGCUGGUCUGGUUCCCAUUGAAGUGCAGCUGUCCUUUGGUAGAGGCCAAGAACUGGUUGCAUUGUAUGGAGGAACGCUGGGGGUUAUACUGGUUUAAAGCUGUGUUGCAGUUGUUUUUAUUUGUGUAAUGUGAACCAUUGACAAUGAGAUUUUAUUUCAUAAGGCCAAUUGCAAUACUGUGAAAGCUGUUGGCUGUGACUCCCACGUGGUGUUGGCUACACUCCGCCUUUUAAGUGCUGUCUCCUCAUUGCAAACAAAUGUGCUGCUGCUGUGUCACCGACACAUAGUGUAGCAAUGGCCAUGCUCCCAUUUGAUCACAUUUUGGUGAUGUCGCCUUCAGUGCGAGCUGUUUGGCUAAGCCGACGGAAGCAGAUGUGCUAAAAUGUGUGGUAACUUGCCGCCUGAGCACUGUUGUGGCAUUGUAUGCUUUUCGAGCACAUAGACAAAAUGUCCAUUGGCUGUAGUGAAACAUUAUGCUGAACAUUGCGCUGAAAGUCGCACUGGAAGCCAUCAAUCGUAAAUAUCACCCAAGAAGGUUUGAGACCCUACCAAACAAUUUACUGUUGGAUGUCACAUUGCAUUGAGCGACACUUGACGACAUGCAUUGACAUACGAGGGGCAGUCAAAAAGUUUACGGAAUGGUGGUUCAGCGUGCUGAUGUUAUGACCUAUGGCAAUGCUUACCUAAUCACCUUCGAAGUAUGACCCUUGCAUGCACACACACUUGCUCCAUCGCUGCUGCCAUUGUUGGAAGCAGCGGUAGAAGGCUUCUUUCGGAAUCUGUGAGAGCUUAGCCGUUGCAUUCGCUUUGAUGUCCUCCACGGUUUUAAAACGUGUUUACUUGAGGCCAAUUUUCAGAGUAGGGAACAGCCAAAAGUGACUUGGAGUGAGAUUCCGAGAGCACGGUGGUUGAGGGAUGACUGGAAUGUUAUUCUCGGCGAGGAACUGUUGCAUAACAAGUGAUGUGUGGCUUGGCGCCUUAUUGUGAUGCAGACACCACUGGCCUUUCCACUUGUCUCAUCGCGUCCUUCGAACUGCAUCGCGCACCCUUUGGAAAACUUGCACGUAGAAAUGGCCAAUAACAGACUGUCUAGGCAGUACGAACUCAUGGUGCACCAAGCCAUCGACGUCAAAGAAUACACAUUACAUUAUGGGAUUUUACAUGCCAAAGCCACAAUCUGAUUAUAAGGCACGCCGUAGUCGGGGACUCCGGAAAUUUGGACCACCUGGGUUUCUUUAACGUGCACCUAAAUCUAGGUACACGGGUGUUUUCACAUUUUGACCCCAUCGAAGUGCGACCGCCGUGGCCGGUAUUCGAUUCCGCGACCUUGUGAUUAGCAGCCCAACACCAUAGCCACUAAGCAACCACAGCAGGUUUUAAAGAAUGCAAUGAGAAUUGCUUUGACCUUGGAUCCGACGAUGCAGGAUUUUUUUGGUCUGGGAGACGCUGGUGUGUGCCACUCCGGUGACUGCUGUUUCGUUGCCGGGUCGUAGGCGAAAACCCAAGACUCAUUAUUAGUGACGACCUGUUGGAGCAACGUUGGGUCCUAUGUACUCGUCUCAAACAGCUUGCAAACGAUUGUCAUGCGACAGUCAUCUGAUCUGCGUUUAGCUGCCUCGGAACAAACUUUGCACUGAUGUGUCUCAUCUUCAAAUCAUUGUUUAAAAUGGCUUGAAUUGAUCCGUGUGAGAUACCCACUUCUUGCUUUAACUCCUCGAGUAUCAUUCUUUGGUCACGGUGAAUUAAUUGUUCCACUUUGGCAAUCAUUUCAUCGUUUCGGGAUGUCGACGGUCUCCCACUGCGUUCGUCGUCCUCUAACGUCUCUUGCCCUUUCUUAAACCGUGCAAACCAGUUGCAAACUGUGGUUUUCUUUAGUGCAUUGUCACCGUAUACUUGCUUGAGGACCGACAGUGUCUCUAAAGCUGAUUUUCCAAAUUUGCACAUGAAUUUCACCAUCGCAUGCUGUUCGAACUGUGAUAUUAGGCCGACUGCCCACCACUCAUGUCCACGAAUCCACAACUGCCCACCACUCGCGUCCAGUGAUGCCUAUCCAGACCUGCUCUGCCCACACUUGCAAACAUGUCUAGCCCCCUACCCAAGUAUGUGCACGCUAUCUUAUCGCUCGUUCGGUGUCAGCAAAGCAAUUCUGGAAACAUUUUGACUGCUCCUCGUAUAGCAGGCCCGUCUGCCUCUGAACUUAUGCACAUCGAAUAUCAUUUGGCGACAUUUUUUGACUCGUGAUGUGAAGUUUGUUAGCAAACUCGGUCGGUGAUGUUUGGUCGCUGCUUAAGGCACAAACGGUAAAACCACACCAGUGUGGCACUGUUGUUUGUGUUACUCAAUGCUGUACUGUGACUCCUGCUGGUCAGGUGACUAAACACGCCCAGACUUGCUGUGAUAGCUGUAGCUCUGUAGGCAGCGCAGUUCCAGCUAGGCCUGCUCUUUCAUGCUCGCUUGGGCAGCCAGUCAAUGAGUGGUUGGCACAGUCAAACCUCAUUAUAACGGAAGUCGCCUCUGACUUGAAAAUACUUUCAUUAUGUUCAGUAUUUGUUAUUAGUGUACACAUUGACUUUGUCAAAAUAUAGUCACAAUCAGGUCUGUGUGAGAGAAAGGCAAGCAUAGUGGCUCCGACAGGCCAGAAAAGAUUCUCCAGACGAUUUUGAUGGCAUGCUGUCGUCUUGCCAUGCCAAUAUAUUGCACAUGAGCAGUGCAGAAUUAAAACAUGCAUUUUGCGCCAUUGUUAAUAUGCAGCCAUGCAAUCUGGGUGAUUACACAGGAUGGGCACGUCCGCAAGCCAACUGUAGGACAGCCAAGCCAAGCCAAGCUGCUGACAAAGGCGCACAUGCACAACCUGCAUAUGCCAUUUCAGUUGCUCUUUCGGAUUUUUUAAUUUUUGCUUCUAGAAUGCAUACUUUAAGCUGCAAGCGAACAAAUAGUUCCUUUGCUGUAACCUAUACCGUCAUGGCUCUUGCAUCUUUGGUUUCAUCACAGCAGUAGAAAACUCACUGAAAUAAAUCAUGGCAGAGCAAAUUUUGGAUUUCCUUUGUUAUACUUGAUAAUUUGUUAUACAUCCGCAUUUGCUAUAUCGUGAUUUUAUUGUAUUGGCAAGGCAAAAUUAAAUUAUCUUUGUGUUAGCAAAUGUUUUGUUUGCUACCAGGCAGUGAUAAUGUUGCUUCGAAUUGCCCUUCAAGGUGUGCAGUGCACCGUGUGUUUUAGUUGGCACAGCAGCAGUAGCAACAACAGAGUCUCACAGGUGAUCUUUGAGGAAAGCACUGGGAGGCAGGCCACUGCCAAUUUUGCAAAAAUGGCAUUGCUGUGGCAUUUAAACCCACUUAUGUAUGUCAGGCACAAAUAUGGUGUCUACAGGCAUGUUCAGGUUUGUCGUUCACAGAAGCCUGGACGUGCCAUUCUUCCCGGUUUGUUUUCCUCAUUACCCAUUGUCAAUUAUCACCCCUUGUCACUUUUCACCCUCGCCACAUCCCGCCCAACCACUUCCCGUCCUUGUAGCGGACAGUGAGAGCUCACGAACUCGGAUGACACUGACACUGUCGCCCUAAGCAGACUGAGGGUGCUUCUGGAACCAUACUAAUCACUGAUCCUUGUUGCUGCAUGGAUGUACCGAAGAUAAUGUUUCACUCAUCACACUCAUUUCGUGCUUUGGGGCCGAUAUACUCAGUCUCACCGUGACUCGGCAAACAGGCAAGGCUGUGGGACCUUCUCACUUCAUGUGUGAGAGAGCCGUUAGAUUUUAUUUUGUUAACAGCCACAAAUUCUUGUUUCAGACAGUUUUUGCUAUUGCUUCUAUUAACUCAAAGCCCCUUAAUAAAAGAACUUCAGUGGACAUAGAUGUGGCACCACCUUGGGUUCUAGCUUAGAAAUAUGCAUGUUGGUGCUAGGAGACGACAAGUGAGUAAUAUGUUUUUUGAGUGUCUCCAUGUUUUUGAGUGGCUCUUCAUAAUUAAUAGUGUUUGCCUAUGGAUGACUGCAUGGGCAGGGGCUUUCUUAAGUAGUAAAAGCCAGUCGGUGGUAAGCACGCAACGUUUUGCUUGGGGAACAUGUACUUCACCAAUGACAGAACGGACAACGCAGACGACGCAUCUUGGAGUGGUGAUAGCUCCUGCUUUGCUUCAGCGUAGCAGGUGGAGUAAUGUGCUACCGGGAUCCAAUUGCUUGACUGCACCUGAAGCCUUCUCACCUUGCCGAGUUAUGAUGGGACAGGGUACAGUGUUGGCAACUGUUAACUGCCCACUUUUGCAACAUGGGUUACUGAGAGUCCACCUGUCCCUCUCACAUUUUUAGAUAACUUUGAGAGAUUCACUGUUUGGGUCAUCUGUAUAUGCCGCCCAUGACUCAUUUUGUUGUUCCUUCACUGAGACAUUGCACAUCAGACUAGGGCGCUGCUUGACGCAGGCGUUUGGCAUAGCAGGGCCACAAUACGAUCAUUGUACCAUGCCGUUGCUGUCUGUGCAGCAGGAGACCAUGCCUUCUGUAUCAGUGUGACUUUCCCUAGCCCCCGUGUGUUGGAAAAGUGACUAAUCUCAACCAUCAUCUGGGACAGUGGCUAAGCUACAAUGGGCCAAAUCUGCAGGCAGCCCAUAGAGUGUACUUGUGGGCACUGAAUAGCAGGACCCGGCAGAAUGGAGGGUUUGGCCAGUUUCCUUCUUCAUUUUUUGAAGAGGCCACUAAAAUGAAACAGUGAGCGUUCUACACACUGUCCUGAUGCUCGUUGGAGGACUGGUUCCUAAAAAAAUGAAACAACAUCUACAAGAAACAAGCAAACAAAAAAGCAAAGCAAAAACAAAACAGGAUAUAAGACACAUGACGUAGUUGUCAUAGCUCAGGACAGACAGUGGUAUGAAAUUGUUGGACUAAUAAUUUGUGUGUCAACUAACAACUGAUUAAUAGGCCUGUUGCUCAUCGGCUUGCUGUCCACUUGCGUGUCACAUCUUGUUUCCACCGGUUAUGGUGCUUCACAGUGUUGCAGGCCAGGGCAGUCGUCAACUGUUCUGCAUUAGUAUCACAGCUCCACUUUGUAUCGAUGUUGAUUUCUUAAAUGGAGCUAGUUGGUUCGUGAUGUGUAUCAUAUUUUUCUCUUAGCGGCGGCAGACUUCUUUGCCGGGUCAAUGUAGAAUUGGAGGCAUUGUGCACUGUAGCUGUUUGUGGCAAAUUUCUGCCUCGGGCUGUUGUCCUUGUCUCUUUCUAUUUUACUCAUUGUCUGUUGUCUCCGUAAGUGUGUGUCUUCCUUUGUCUUUGUACUGUCUGUGUUGUUUAUGCCGAGAAAGAAAAAAACAUGCCCGUGCGGUGUAGACUGAGGAAGCCAGUGCUCCCGUAGAAAUGGCCAGGGGGUGCUCCUGAAUGGGAAGAAGGGGAAUUAAGGGACCCAAUUUUUGUUAACCACAAUUAUAUGACAGUAACGGUUAAUAAAACAAAGGGAAACAUAGGGCAAAUAGCAAGUAAUUAGUAGUUUACCCUGCGCUUUCUUUGGUUUUAUUGUCUAUUGGCUUCAUGUGUUUAGGGGCACUCAUGUGGCCUUUCUGUGAAGGUGGCCAUAAUCACAUGAUGAUUAUGAUAAUGGUUAUGAUAAUGAUUAUAAUAAUCAUCAUGCGACACACUCCUACUGCAGCACGGGGAGAAAGAAUUGGGGAAAUAUGACGGGCUCGUCAAUUCGAGCCGCCGAAGUAGUUAGCAGCCACUGAAGCUAAGAGGAACAUAGUGGCAUUAUUUUCUUGGUUGGUGGAAAAGAUUAGUACAUUGCCUUUGUUUACAUCACGUUAAAGCAGAUGCAAAAGAAAAGGCAACGCUUAGCUCUUGAAGACAGAUCGUGCAAUUUCCACCUGUCGUGUGUGGUGCCUUGGCUUCUGCGACUUGAGGCCGUAUUCACGAAUGUGCUUCAACUUGAUGCUUGACUCUGCAAUAACUCUAUGUAGGGCAGCACAACCCAUGAAUUGAAGUGGUCACCGUGCCUUCGUAACACCUCUCAGUGAUUCUUGAACUAUAGUUUUGUGAUAGCACUCUUUAGCAUUUACUCAAAGGCACAGGAUUGGAGGGGUGUUUCUUAAGCGACUCCUCAUCACGGGAAUCACCGAGGAGUGUUGUUGAAGCUCGGUGACUGCUUGAGUUGAUAGGCAGUGCUUCCAUGCGCUCGGCAGAGUCGAGGAAGAGCGUUGAGCUGAGGUAAGUUUGUGAAUGCAAGGGGUUAGCUUCUCUAGUGGUAGCACUUCUGUAGUGUCCAGCUGCAAUCUUGAUGCUGCCUUAAAAGAUGCCUCGAUGACCGUUGUUGUUAGGAUUAUGCCAAAGUGAUGUGCAGCAACUCUAAUUUAUGCACCUCUCCUAACAUUGUUACCCACUUCCACCGGAUGGAUGUUUUGGAUUCCAUUGCUGUAGCACGCACUGCCUUGGAACUCCUGGUGUAAUCUGCGGUUAUUUGUUUAGCAGCGCUGUGGACUACUUCGUUUGAAACAUUGCGAGGCUCUUACCUGAAAGCAUGAAUUCUGCAUCGUUUACCAACCUUUGGGAGGCGACGCACUGUCCAUUGUCAGUGCCGAGCGUGCAGUGGCGCCGCGCUAUGGGCAGGCUGUGAACUCGACCUUGGUGAUUGGUGACGGCGACGUCAUCCCGUGAGUGGUCAUAUUGAGAGGCCUAGAGUAAAAGGAGGGUGGUACGGUGCCUCUCCUCCAUUUCAGGUUUCGAGCAUCACCAAAGUAGAUGCAUUAAAUAGGUGUUUCAGAACUGACACAGUUAACUUCUCUCGGCAAAGUGUUAUGAGUGGCUGACAGGCAUGACACCGCACCUGUGAACGAUUCGUGCACCGUAUCUUUUUUCUUUUCUUUUUGAGCUGAAGGCAUAGGAGCAGUCUUGUAGAAAUUCACAUCGGUCAUCAAACAAACACAACAACAACAAGAAACAGGGUUUACUCACUAGAUUCACUCACCACUGACAUGCACCGUGCAACUACUUGUUUUUUUCAAAUCUUCCCCAUCUUAUCUUCAUUUUUUCUCGGGCCUCAUUGUAAAUUUUUAUACAUUUGUCACCUUGUUGACACAUUGCCACUAACCAGCGAUGGAAUUCGUCCAAGUGCCGGGGCAAGUUACGGCUAGCGCUGCCGAAGCAAGCUUUCCGUUAAGCCCGACGGUCACAGCAGAAUCCAGAAACAGAACAUAUCUGUAGCCUCAGGUCACAAAAAUCAUUGAAGCAUAUUUUUUGAAGGCAGACAGGGUUCCCUAGAUUCACACAUUGCGUCCCGUUCACUCUGUCCAUUGGCUUUGCUCAUGUUUUUCGCAAGACACAAGUCGAGUCGUGUCCCUUUUCUCUGCUCUUUUUCUUGUCCCGGGCUUUUUUCAUAAUGUUGCUAAUUGUGGUUUGGGUUCUUCAGUGAGGGGAGUAGCAUGCCACUUUCUGUGGUCUUUCGGUCUUUCAAUGGUGGCAGCCUUUCACACAAAGCUAUCUGUGGCUCCAUUUACGCGAGGCCUGAAAUGUUAUUGCGGCAACUAAUAUAAAAAAAAGGCCAUCUUUUAUUACAACUAAUACUCGCUUUCCCAUGUCCCUCUGGUACGAGCACUGAAGUGCAUCUGUGGGACUGUCCAUAGGUGAAUGUUGCUGUGGCCAUAGAGUUGCAUAUGAAGUUAUUUAGAGGGAGCUGUGACGCUGUGAUCGUGCAGCUACCACGGGAAUUGUGGCCAGUGCACGUAUUUGUUUAAUGUUUGUGCCUGUGGCUUCAGACGUUCUUGUUGCAUUAUUUACCAGGCUUCAUCUCUCUGAAUUUCUAAGCAAAGUGUCUGCAGGCAAUAGCUUCCCACGCACACGAAUUAUCGCUGCAAAUCAUUGCAUUUAUAGUGCAAUAUUUGUGUCGGGAAUUAUCAAUUUGCAAUGUGAAAAGCUGUUUGAAGCUAGAAGUACAAAAUUUAGGCGAAUCUGUGCGCUAACCAAACCGCUGGUCUUGCAGCUCCCAUAAACAGUUGCACCUGAGUUUACUGUUGUGAUUUUUGUAGAAAACACUUAUGACUGUGGCCAAACUUCUUCAGCAGAAGAUAAAAGGUGUCAUCCACCCAACGGUUGCACGAAGAUGUUUUGUUGCCAUUAUUGAGACAAGCCACUUCUUCAGACGCUGCCAGGCCUAACAAAAGAUGCCGCUGUUGCCGCGAGAGUGCUUUGAUUUGAAUAUACUGGAUGGUGUCACAGAAUUUGGCAUUGGCCAUACACUUGCUAUGCGGAGAGCUCUACUAAAUGUCUCGCCGAGGACAUGUGUACAGCAUGGCUGUAGCCAUUUUGCAUGUGUCUAUGCAAGCAGCCAGAACAGCAUAGUACUACAACUGUCUAACAAGAGAGAAAUAGUUUGUGGGAUUCUAAACAAGAGAGGAGGCUCAGAGUAAGAUGGAGACUCGACGUGGUGAACAGUGGCCAAACAAAGGAGUUCUCGGGUUGGAGCCAACAUUUCGACAAAGGAACUUGUAUUCGUGAGAACAACGGGAAGUAACGUAACACAUGACACGAAGAAUCACGCAAGUACUGCAUCUUUUGAAUUGUGCAUUGUGGUAUUUCAUGCUGCUUAGUAUGAAUAUGGGCUGAUAAUGUGUCCUUCUUUCAGGGCACGUGGGCCAUGCCUGUGUUAAUGUGGAAAGGGUGGCAUCUCGUGUAAAUCUGUGAUCUACGAGGGUUGCAUUAGGCCUUGCUUGUACAUGCAAUGGCUGGCUUGGAGUGUCUUUUUUUUCUAUUUUUCUUCCAUUGUAACUUAAUCUAUUCAUACUGUGACUGGCCAACCCAUUGCAAUGGAGGGCUGCAUUUGGCUUCUUCAGUGUGGCCACAUUCAGUCUGGCACCAUUAGUGUGAGGGGCCAACUUACCGAGCCAUCUCAGAAAUUUCUUUAAUGAUGAAGCAAAAAGAUAAGUAAUGAGUUACGAGCAUGUUUGGUAGCGACCUUGUGUUUCUUCUUCCGUGAUGCAUUCAUGUUUGGCAAGCCGGUGAUAGAAAUAAGGGAAUGCCCAUGCUGAGAUUAGAGUGUUUUGUCCUCUUCUGGUUUGCUCAUAUAUAAUGUAUCUGCAUUCUUUUUGAGUUUUUGUAUUUUUGCUUUUUCAAAGUGCUCCGGUGCAGAUUUUGACGAGAGAUUAAGACGCCCAGACACUGACUGAGGGGUUGGUGCUUUGAGUGUCCUGCCGGUGAAGCCCUGAGGGUCUUUUAGGGCAAUCUGUUCCUUAGAUUUUUUUCUGUGUUCUUCCUAGAUGUACCUAAUAGGAGGUUAGUGGACAAACUCGCAGUACUCUGCCGAGGUCCAAUUUAGCGAGCAUCAGGGUGCUAUGCUGGAGGUUAUUUCUAAGAAAUGUCGCUCCAAAAUAGGUUCAUAAAGUGGGUGUUCGUGGUCAAACUUUUUGCAACAGGGCUCUGUUCUUGUUCAUCCCCUCUUGCCAGUGGUUUCUUCAUAUGAAUUGGUAGCCUUAUUUUUUUUGUUUGUGGUGACAACACUGUAACAUGCUUGCUAUUGUAGACUGCAGGAGGACUGAACCAGAGUACUGGCAGUGCCAGUGAUCCUGAAAAUGGAUGGCAGUUUAAUGUGCUGCAGUGAAAAUGCACCCAUAUUGUUUUUUUCUUUUUUGGUGUAGCAAUUCUGUUACAGGUGGCUGCUGGUAUCCACCCUGUAUCAUUUUUUUUAUAUGUCUACGACACACCAGGCCUGUCAUGUAAACCAUGUGUUUAGGCGAAGAACACUUUGUGGUCUUUGUGGAAAUUUGAAGGUCCGUUAAAUUUAUCUGUACUGUAUCUGUGUUUUAUUUAUAUGCCUGACAGAUGUCCGUGGUGACAGCCUUCACCUAAAAAGGUGUACCUCAACUCAUAACAACACUAAUUAUUUAGAGGUACACUCUGGGUUCCUUUAACCUUGAUUGCAUGUUCUUAUCCAGUUUCUAAAGUUUAACUUGGCAACCAAAGCAAAUGGCACGGGAUUCUUGGAAUUUAAGUGCACUUUAUCAAGCAACCCAGCAGGAGCCAUCGGUGUGCUUGUGCGAGCGUAAACGAUCGUCAAGUAUUGUGCGAAUUUGUAGAAAAGGAACCUUGAUAUUGGAACUCUGUCCUGUUUGGCAUGCAUAAUGAGGAGCAGUAGAAACUGGAUGGGAACUUAUGUGGAGUGUUGUUGAAAGUGUGCACGCACACGAAUGGACAACGAUUAUGUCCGUCGCUGGACAAUAACAUGUAUUUGCCAGUGCAGCACUCGUCAGUGUGUGGAAACCGUAUGUGACGUGUUGCCCGUGGGCUGGUGUGGGUUACGCGACUUUUGUGGGUGCUGUAAAGAAACUGAGUGUUGUUUUCCAUCAGAGGGCCACUAGUUUAAGCAACCUCUGUGCAUCCUCGACGGUGGUCUCUGCCCUUGUUCCCUUCGUUGUGUGCCAAGCUACUUACUCAUCAUUAGCAGCUGGGCAGCUUCUCUUCGUGGCCGUGUGGUUUAAGUGUUUUCUUCUUCUUGUUCUUGCUACGUAUAAAUAUGCGUGUACGUAUACGUGUACAAUGUUUGUAUGAAGGCAUCGUCUUGUAAUAUUGUGCAUACAGGAGGUGAGCGAGAGAAAGUGUACUAUUUUAGAUUUCCGAGUCUUAGAAACUAUAGUGGUGUAAUAAAUUUUAGUUUUUUAAAUAACACUAUCGUGGGGGUCUUGUCUUUAUUUCUGGUCCUGGUGUGCCUUGGGCCUGGCAGGUCUCGCUCACUGAUGUUGUGUAUCGGCACUCUCUAGGCAUCAAGGUACAGCACAAGCUGCCAUUAUUUCACCUGUAUAAAAAUACAAGUGCAUCAUAGAAUAAACACCUUGCUGUUCA